GCAAUUAGCGGACAGGUGCAACGUUGGAACGGUCCUUGAAGACGAAAAUAGUAUUGCAAAGUUGUUUGUUUGGCUCUUGGCCCAUUGUAUGAAUUGGCCUGGAGGAGCUGUCGUGUCUUAUAUAUGAGGAGAUGAGGAGGGUCUAUGGCUAUCAAGCAUGCUAUUUGUUGAUUCUCUUUGUCCAUGUUGGAAAUGGACCAAAAGACUGCAUGGCUAUUGGAAAUCUCUCUAUAUAUAUGCAUGGAUGCCUUCGCCUGAGAGGAACAAAGCAAAAAAAGGGGUCAUUCGACUGUAGUAUACAUGUACCUUGCUCUAAUUAGUCAAAACCACUGCGAUAUGAAUGUAUAAAGUCUCAGCCCAACUCACCACGUCGUACUUUUAUGCCAAUGUUUGCUCUUGCUUUGAGCCGGUUUCAGGUUCCUCCCGUCCCGGUGCCACAGAUCUAACGACCUUGUGGCCUUUCCCGAGACACUGCCUAAUCGACCGAGUCUUGUUCGCCCCGAGUUGUGAGUUGUUUUUUGCUGAAUUGGCCAGCUUGGAUUCUGAGAGUUUGGCACAGCUUAUUCCAUGCUUGAUAUCAUGUCUUUAGGUAGAUCAUCAAGUACAAUUGUGCCUUGAGCAAUAUAGAAUCACAUAUUUAUACAUGAUAGGUUCAUUUGCAACACUCGCCUCGAAGCACUCGAGUAUGUCUAAUACAAUCCCAAACAAGCUUCCCGAGUGCCACCAGCUUCUCCAGCAGAAGAAAAGUAAAGGAGACUUGUGCGACUUUAUCAAUGCCACGAAGCGAACAACCACCCGUCGGGCCAAAGGUGUCGAGAUGCUGCACCUUCCCAGCAGAUAUAAUGUGCUACUCUCCGGAAACAUCGAGUCUUGUAUCAAAAUUAGCCUCUCCGUUUACUAUAGCAUACAUGCUCUACAGCCAGGCCUCUUAUUUCCGCUGAGACGUCCAAUAUCUGUGACACCUUGGCAACAAAAACACACGGUACCCUUCUUUCGUCGGCCCGGCAUGCCCCAGGCAUUGAAUACGCGACUCGUAUUCCGCCUCUCGCUUAUUUGUUGAGACAAUCUAACUUUGAUACUGUUCUUUGUUCCAAAAAUAGCCAGUCGAUAUAUAGUAUGCGGCAUUGGUACAGAAACGGCGCAAUUGCACUCGCUGUAUAGCUCGGCUAGAUAACCGCAGUUGAUAACCACACGUUCUACCAACCUUGCACCUUCAAUACCUGCCCUCCAAUAACUAACUAAAAAAGAAGCAUAACAGCCAAGCUAGAAAUAUUACAACAUAGAUCAAGACAUCCCUCAAAUAACCCACCGCAUGGAAACCACCUCACGAUCGAUCUAUCCCAACAGUGGAUCCAGUUCUAAACUAAC
This is a messenger RNA of Trichoderma atroviride IMI 206040, 1368 nucleotides long. NCBI's taxonomy places the organism in Eukaryota, Fungi, Ascomycota, Sordariomycetes, Hypocreales, Hypocreaceae. The record is from RefSeq and is a predicted model, not a curated record.